Molecule: messenger RNA, 720 nt
Organism: Peronospora matthiolae
Lineage: Eukaryota; Oomycota; Peronosporomycetes; Peronosporales; Peronosporaceae
Source: the annotation of a GenBank genome assembly
AUGGAAAACCUCCAAGUCGAGCAUUGGAUGGCGGUCAAGCGCAUUUUGCGAUACUUACAAGGGACUAAGUCGGACGGCAUCUGUUUCAAGUCUGAUGACAAGAUAGACUUCUGCGGCUACUCGGAUGCAGACUGGGCCGGCGACCAUGCAGACCGCAAGUCGACUUCGAGAUAUGCGCUCAUCCUGAUGGGUGAUCCGGUGAGCUGGGGAAGCAAAAAGCAGUCAAGUGUGUCGCUGUCAACAAGUGAAGCUGAGUGCAUUGCAUUAAGUCUGGCUAUUCAAGAAGGCAAGUGGGUGCAUCGAUUGCCAUGCGAGAUUCUGGAUGCCGCAGAGGACAAGUCUGGACCCGAGCUCAAGAUCAUGGAAGACAACCAAUCGUGCAUCAAGAUGACGAAGAAUCCUGUGAACCAUGGUCGGGCCAAGCACAUCGACUCUUUGUGGUCCAAUGGAAGUCGACUCGCUAGCGAAGAGUGCAUCAAGAAGUACAUCGUGGCAGUACAGACGCAGUUUGACUACAAGGUCAAGUUCGUUCGCCACGAUGGUGCACGCGAAUCCGCGGCAAAUUCGCUCAAGGCAUUUUACGAUGAUCAACGAAUCGAGCAGCAAGUUACCGUUCCAUAUGCGCAUCAGACCAACGGCACGGCGGAACGGGCAAUUCGGACCAUUGUGACGAUCGGGCGCAGCAUGCUUCACUACGCCAAGCUGGACAAGUUUUUUUGA